Messenger RNA from Perkinsus marinus ATCC 50983, 187 nucleotides. RefSeq names its product dna helicase recq, putative. The record is from RefSeq and is a predicted model, not a curated record. The transcript is spliced from 2 exons. NCBI's taxonomy places the organism in Eukaryota, Perkinsozoa, Perkinsida, Perkinsidae. The annotation marks the transcript as partial. Gene Ontology annotation, cellular component: chromosome; cytoplasm. Gene Ontology annotation, biological process: DNA recombination; DNA repair. Gene Ontology annotation, molecular function: 3'-5' DNA helicase activity; four-way junction helicase activity.
UCAGGUGAGAGCAAAGUAAUCGUCGCUACGGUCGCCUUUGGUAUGGGUGUACAUCACGACAGUGUCCGCUGGGUUAUACAUUUCUCGAUGCCUCCUAGUAUACAACAUUAUCAGCAGGAAUCCGGUCGUUGUGGUCGCGAUGGUAGACCAGCGAUUUCAAUACUGAUGGCCUCGCCAUUCGACAUAU